GCAAGGCUCCCGCGCCGUCUUCCAAGCCUGCUACUUGUUGAAUGUGUUUUAAUGGACUUGUGCUGUGAUACACAGGGGUCAGGGUGUGGUGAAAUGGGAAGUGGGGUCAGGCAGGGGUUGUUGCAAGCAGUUUUGCUGGGCUUGGAGCGCUUGUCGUCCGCCGUCGUGCUGGUGGGUUUGGUGCGUGUUUGAGCAAUGUUUCGGAGUGUGCAGGACGUUCGUUGCAACAAUUUGAGGCUGGCAGGGUUGGUUUUUAAACGUGAGCUACUAAAAAUGUGCGUGUGCUCUGUUUCCUUGUGGUUAUGGCACUUGUUGUCAACGCCUUAAAAUGGCAGGGACUGCUGAUGGCAUUUAAGUAAGCUCCUGUUUCCCUUUCUCAGUGCUUCCGAAUUGUAGCAGCAGAGUGCGAGUGGCCAACGUCGCUGAGCGGGAACAUCCUGAGCGGUCGGAGAGGGAACGGGAUCGUGCUGAUCCGAACCCAGUGUUGUUGGAAAGGUUUAGGUUGGGCUGUGCCCUUUCCGGGAACUUUGGAUCAGGCCAGUGUGGGUCAAGGAGCCACAAAACAGACCAUCGGAGAUCUCUGUUCAAAACCGGGCAGGGAGAAGUGGACAAGCACCAGAGAUGCGAGGAAUCGGGCUGGGUCUCAGAGUCCACGCAAUUCCUCUCCUGUCCGCACAGCUGUCUUUGAGGGAAGCCGAGGAGGAGCCCUGCAGAGACAGACGGGAUACCACUGCGGUUCAGUUCGCUGGGAUGUUUGUUCCCAGUAACUGCAGAGCCAGGGCUGAACAGGGAACUUCAUUGACUCUCUAAGCCGAGACAUUCUCCACCUAGUACCAGCGCUCCGAUUUCUACACGGCUGGUUCACGUAUCGCAGUGUGCACGCUGCCCUAUCCCACCGCAUUAUAGCGGAGCGUAGUUUGUAACAGAGCAAUGCUGUCGAAGAGGAUCACAGCUGGUUUGAAAUAGAAUCAAGGUGUUAAACCAACUCCAUAACCUUCUCCGCACUCUUUUAUUAGAGCAGGAAAUAAUCAUUUAAUUGCUAAACGCCACUCUCCUACUGUAAAGUAUGCCUAAUAAUUUAUGCAUAAAUCACGGAGAAAUGAGACUCAUUAAAAAGAGACUAAAUAAAGGUCAUCUCCCUUCCUUGGGUCACAUUUUUCUGACCAACAGUCCUCCUUUGUCGUUCUCGGUAACUCAGUGGAACGUGACGGGAGAUUGCGUCGGUGGCCGUCUUCCUCUUCACCCCAAGGUUGUGGGCUGAGUGCCAGCUGUCUGCUUCUCUCGUUAACCUUAUUUGUUGUGUGAACACUUUGAAGGAUCUUAUAAAUAAUUUCCCUGCGGUUUGGCAACGCACAAAAGACGUUUCGCAGACAAGUGGCAUAAACAAGAGGGCGGCUGGCUCUGCACUGCACCAGAUACCUUGCCCCCUCGGGAGGAAAGGACUUCUGUGCUCUGAGAGCUCCUGGAUGUCCCUGCAGCAGGUAUAUGUUGCCUGCGCCGGCAGAGCCGGGCUGGCUCAGGGGUCUCCAGGCAGGGGAGCAAGUGGUGCGGUACCAGGGAAGUUUGUUUCUGCAGAGUAAUGUCCGUGUAACCAAGAACCAUGUCCAGGUAUCUGAAGCACUUCACCAUUGUUGGAGAUGACCCCGCACAGUGGAGCAAUGACUACAGGAAAUGGGAGGAAGAGGAGAUGGUCGAGGAAGCGGGGGACAAGCAAGCAGAUUCAGCGAUUCCAGUGGAUCCCUCAGUCAGACAGCGUUCCUUCCAGGAUGUGAUGAAGAAGCUAUUCAGCUCCCACAGAUUUCAGAUACUGGUGGUUUGCCUGGUCGUUCUCGAUGCUCUGCUGGUGCUUGUCGAAUUGCUUCUGGACUUGAAAAUCAUCCACCCAGACAAAAAUCACAUAGCACCCAAGGUGUUUCACUACCUUAGUCUUGCUAUUUUAACCCUCUUCAUGGUGGAAAUUGGGUUUAAGUUAUUCAUCUAUCGCCUGGAGUUCUUUCACCACAAGUUUGAGGUCCUGGAUGGAAUAGUUGUCAUUAUUUCCUUUGUCCUCGACAUUGUCCUUCUGUUUCUGGAGCGGGAAUUUGAAGCGAUUGGACUAUUGAUACUUCUCAGACUGUGGCGAGUGGCGAGAAUUAUAAAUGGAAUAAUCUUAUCGGUAAAGACCCGCUCUGAACAACAAGUGGCCAAGGUGAAGCAAGAAAACCUGCAACUUACUACAAAGGUUGAACAACUUGAAUACAGUUGUGCUGAGAAGGAGCAAGAAAUUGAAAGGCUUAACAGACUCUUAAAGCAGCAUGGACUUAUCAGCCAUCUGCAGUAGAAGUCCAGCUGUGGGAAAUCCUUCCAUGGAGGGAGUUCUAGUGCUGGAAACUGUGCUUGAUGCCCGUGGCU
Molecule: messenger RNA, 2391 nt
Organism: Alligator sinensis (Chinese alligator)
Lineage: Eukaryota; Metazoa; Chordata; Crocodylia; Alligatoridae
Gene: HVCN1
Product: hydrogen voltage gated channel 1
Exons: 8
Coding region: 1601-2320 (239 amino acids)
Biological process (GO): proton transmembrane transport
Cellular component (GO): plasma membrane
Molecular function (GO): voltage-gated proton channel activity
Source: RefSeq, a predicted model, not a curated record